CCGGCGCGCACGGCGGAAUCAGGCAGCGGCGGCGUGCGAGCUCGUCGGCUCCUCACCACGGCCCGCCGGACUGCGGCACGGCUCCCUCAGCCGCAUCGCGACGCGCCCUAGGCGAGCCGAGCAACCGGCGGCCAUGGGCGGGGAGGAGGAGGUCGUGCGCAUCGCCAAGCGGCUGGACAAGAUGGUCGCCAAGAAAAGCGCGGAAGGGGCAAUGGAUUUGCUGAAGGAGCUGAAAAGUAUGCCAAUAACUCUGGAUUUGCUGCAGUCCACUCGCAUAGGGAUGUCUGUGAAUGCACUCCGGAAGCAAAGCACAGACGAAGAUGUGAUCGCACUUGCCAAAUCGCUUAUCAAGGCCUGGAAGAAACUCCUUGAUGCCUCAGAGGAUAAGAGUGACGAGAAGAAAAAGAAUUCCUCCUUGCCAACUUCCUCCUCAAAGGAGAGUGGCGACUCGAGAGACCAAAGCUCCGCCAAAAGGCAGGACCUGCCGAAGACCCCCACCACACCCAAGAUCACCACCUUCCCACCAGUGCCUGUCACAUGCGACACGGUGCGCAACAAAUGCAGAGAAAUGCUGACUUCCGCUCUGCAGACAGACAAUGACUAUGUGGCCAUCGGUGCCGACUGUGAGCAGCUUGCAGGCCAGAUCGAAGAAUUUAUAUACCAAGAUGUCAAGAACACAGACUUGAAGUACAAGAACCGGGUCAGGAGCCGCCUCUCCAACCUCAAGGACUCCAAGAAUCCUGACCUCCGAAAGAAUGUCCUGUGUGGAGUGAUCACUGCAGAGCAAAUUGCGGUGAUGACCUCGGAGGCUAAACAUAUCCAGCUCCCUAAGCCGUUCCUCAUAAGGCAUCGUUUCCAGGCCUUUGACCAUUUUGGUUGCCCUCUUCUGGACACGUUCCAGCUUGUCAGUAUCCUUCUUGAACUGUGGUGCCCAGAACUGGACACAGUACUCCAGGAAAUGGCCAGCAACGAGCUGAAAGAAAUCCGGAAAGCCAUGACCAAGGAGGCCAUCCGGGAGCAUCAGAUGGCGAAGACGGGAGGGACCCAGACUGACCUCUUCACCUGCGGGAAGUGCAAGAAAAAGAACUGCACCUACACCCAGGUGCAAACCCGCAGUUCAGAUGAGCCAAUGACCACUUUUGUUGUGUGCAAUGAGUGUGGGAACCGCUGGAAGUUCUGCUGAGAUGUCCCGGACCAGAGCAUCAGCUGCAGCCGCCAGCGCUGGGCCGGAUCUCUGCCAUACAUUCCCCCACCACCGCCAGCAACUUUUGUACUGUUUUUGUCGCCGAGUUUGCUUUGUGCUCUCUACAUCAUCCAGAGGAGAGGAGGUCCCAGCUGCCUGCACACCUCUGGAAAGAGCAGCAGCCGGGGUUGGAGGCUGGGAGGGGGCCAGAUGGAGAAUUUGUGUGGACUUGACCACCUUUGGAGUUUCUCAUCCUGAAUCAGUAUUUUGUGAGGGUCUGGAGCAGUAUUAAACGUUUUUUUUUUGGUUUUGGUUUUUUUAAAAAGAAAUUUGGCCAGGUGUCUCGUCUUGAGCAUACGGUAGCUUCUUCUGACACCCCUUUCUUGUGCCCUCUCUCAAAAGCUCAAACGAAUGUCUGCCUCACUCUGUUAGCACAGAGGCAGGAGAAGGGGAGACGUAGGAAGCCACAUUUGCAGCCGCUGCAACCGAGGCUUAUGUCUAUGGAAUAAAAUUCUAUGGGCAAUUCUUAGUUGAGACCCCUCCGCACGCUUGCCAGACCACAACCCAUAAGGAGUUCCUUUUGGGGUGGGGGUGACAAUGAAACCAGUUUCAAAGCAGAUCUUCUCCCAGAACCAGGCAGUACGACAAGACGCCUCAGAAAAGGUGUCGCAAAAGAAAGGUAUGUGAGGGGGAUGGAUUCAGAGCAACGAAGCAUACCGAAUAAGAACCUCAUGAGGACUACCUCCAUUAGGAAGUGCUUGACACCGGAGAGGGGGUAAAGUCAGGCUUCGUUCUCGUGCUUUGCCCUCCAACUUCCUGGUUGUCCACUUGAUGCUGUGCACUGAACCUUUUGGGGUUUAUCUCCACUACACAUUUAUAAUAGUUUACCUGUCGUGGCAAAGAAAUCUGGGAAUUGACAUUUGUCAGGGGUGCUGAGAACUCGUGCCUCGAGAUUCCCUUGCCUUCCUUAGCGGGUAGCAACAUUGCUGGCCUCGUGAGUAGCAGAAACCACAGGAGGAUCUUGGAAGCGGUGGGGCCCAUCUCCCAGUUGGGCUCUUGUGGGGGUGUCUGUGCUGGUCCACUGGGUGCACGACAGAAAGGAGAGCAAGACCGCUACAGCAUGGAGCGAAUGACCUGGCCAGCAGAUGCAAACGCGGAAGGGUCAAGAAAAGAAGAAUCUGCUGGCGAACGUGAGAUUGGGCACGCAACAGCCGCCGAGGGAAAGGCCCGGUGGGUCCCUGGCAAGGGGAAGGUGUUGUGCUCAAGACAUUUCAAGUGGGUGGAAGGAGUGGGGAAGGCCAUGGCUGGCUUGGGCUUUUAGAUGGCGGAAAAGCCAGCACCCACUUCGAUCCCAGGGAAAGGCUUUUGAAUCCGGACUUUGCACCAUCACUCCCAGGCCGCCAAUGUAGCUCGAAGGUAGGGCAGCACCUGUGAGCAUGAAAAUGCAGAGAAGUGGAGGGGAGAUGGCACAGCUUUUGGCAAAGGCAGAUUGGCUUGCACCUCCUGCCCUUUGCUGCACCUCCCCACCUGCUUUUUUUGGUAUGUUCCAGGCACAGUUGCGAAGGAACAAAGUAAUAAAAAUUCCUAACAGAAAGAUGAGGCCAUGAGCUCUUCAUGCACUGCACCCGGGUAGCAAUUCUAAAACAUCAAAGUCCCUCUUUAGAAA
Molecule: messenger RNA, 2849 nt
Organism: Zootoca vivipara (common lizard)
Lineage: Eukaryota; Metazoa; Chordata; Lepidosauria; Squamata; Lacertidae
Gene: TCEA2
Product: transcription elongation factor A2
Biological process (GO): DNA-templated transcription; transcription elongation by RNA polymerase II
Cellular component (GO): nucleus
Molecular function (GO): nucleic acid binding; zinc ion binding
Source: RefSeq, a predicted model, not a curated record